AUGAAUCAGUUGCUGUUUGACAGAUCAACGGGCAAUCUCAGUCCUCGGGGAUUUGCCCGUAUACAAACCUCGCAACUGAUCCAAUCCAUCCAACUUGCCCCGAGACUGAAAUUUAAUGGUGGCGAAAAGGAGAUAGCAUCUGUUCAAGGUGCCCAAGGUGAUGGCUCUCGGCUAGUGUCUCUUCAGCCUGAAGAGGUAGCUGGGUCUAAUAAGAUAUGGGCCCAUCAGUCUGGAGUCAACGCUCUGGCAAUAGAUGUUGAGAACCGACUUCUUAUUUCAGGAGGUUCGGACUCCAGCAUAAAACUUUGGAACCUUGAUGAGCAUGUACCGUGGUCAAACCACACAUUCAAGCCCUUCCAAACCGUUCCUAGAACUUCUUUAACCCACAAAUUUGGCAUCACUCAGCUAAGCUUUUAUCCUUUUGACUCUGGGGCGUUCCUUUCUACUUCGUAUGAUCACCACUUGAAGCUGUACGCAACAGACACACUUUCUGUAAGCGCACAGUUCGACCUGAAUUCUAUCGUUUACAACCAUGCGCUUUCUCCCAUAGCAAACCACCUGCUCGUUGCCUGUGCAACCCAGCAUCCAGCUGUCAGGCUUGUUGAUCUUCGUUCCGGCUCAAGUAUUCAUUCGCUGGCUGGGCAUCACGGGGCUUUGCUAUCUCUCUCGUGGAGUCCGACUAUUGAACAUGUUCUAGCCAGCGCAGGUAUAGAUGGGACCGUCCGUCUAUGGGACAUUCGCAAGAGCUCAGGGGCGUUAGGUGUAUUGGACAUGGAGGACUCGACGGGUAUCACUGAUACUGACGGGAUGGGAGGAGGCGAUCGAUCCAGAGAAUCCGGCAAAUCCCAUUCCGCCGCUGUAAAUGGUCUCACUUGGACAGGCGAUGGCUCUUAUAUCAUCUCAGCCGGUCAUGACAAUCGCGUUAGAGUCUGGGAUGCAGCUACAGGAGCCAACACACUUGCAAGUUUUGGGCCAACGCUGAAGAAUGGUCAUCUCUCGAAUCUUCCGUUGGUUGUGAGCCCUACUGGAUCCACUGAGCCCAGGAAAGAAGUCCUUUUCUAUCCAAAUGAAAAGGAACUUCUCAUGUUCGAGUUACAUGAGGGCCGCCUUUCUAAGCGUUGCCGUGUUCCAGGUCCAAAUAUAGCAGCCGUUAGGUCGAGGACAGGAGAGAGAAACGUCAAAAGCAGGAUCACAGGACUGGUCUUCAGAGGCCAAGCAGGUGGCAUUUACUCUGCCCACACAGAUGGACAGAUCCGUGCUUGGCUGCCUCGAAGUCGGGAAGAUGAUGAACUGGACGAAGAAGAGGAACUGGAACGAAGUUAUGAAAACAACGAUGAGAUGACGAAAAAGAAGCGAAAAGUCCUGGAUGAAAUUUUCAGGGAUUUGACGAAACAGAAGAUAACUUUCGGAUGA
Drepanopeziza brunnea f. sp. 'multigermtubi' MB_m1 is the source of this 1413-nucleotide messenger RNA. RefSeq lists its product as uncharacterized. NCBI's taxonomy places the organism in Eukaryota, Fungi, Ascomycota, Leotiomycetes, Helotiales, Drepanopezizaceae. Gene Ontology annotation, biological process: protein polyubiquitination; transcription-coupled nucleotide-excision repair; proteasome-mediated ubiquitin-dependent protein catabolic process. Gene Ontology annotation, cellular component: nucleotide-excision repair complex; Cul4A-RING E3 ubiquitin ligase complex. The record is from RefSeq and is a predicted model, not a curated record. Gene Ontology annotation, molecular function: protein binding.